UCUACCAUGCUUUUGCAAUUUUAGUUCUGUUGUGACAACAUGGGUGAUUCUACGAAACCUCUGUUCUCCGCGGUCUAUAAUUUUUUAUCAACUGUUUCCCCCAAAGUAGCACACGAAUUUAAAAAGGAAACUGGAAUUCUUCCACCUUCUAAAGAUGAGCCCAGCUUAAAUGAAAUUUAUACAGACUGGCUUCAAUCGCCAUCAGGAAGAAAGAGAAGGCACAGUUCAAUUAAUGAGGGUUUAGCAGAAGCAAAAAAAGCAAAAACUCAAAGCAGUGGCCAAAAGCGAUCAAAAGAAAGCAGCUCAAGCAGUUCUGACAGUAGUGAUAGUGAAAAUGAUAAAAAGAUUUCCUCGCCUCCAAAAAAGAUUGCCAAACCUUCUGAUCCUGUAGUUACACCAAAGGCAGGUUCAAAUGUUAGAGUAAGUAAAAAGACGGCAGAUUCUUCAGAUAGUGACUCAGAGUCAUCAAGUUCGGAUGAAGAACCCAAGAAAAAGCUGUCACCAAAACCCAAGACGGCAGUUGCAAAGAAAGCUGUUGUAUCUAAAACAGGGAAGGAGUCAUCAUCUGACAGUGACUCCAGCUCUGAUGAUGAAGCUGCCGCUAAGAAAACACCAGCUAAACCAGCAGUAGCUGCAGCCAAACCAGCUGUUGCGGCUGCCAAGGCAAAGAAAGAGUCAUCAUCUGACAGUGACUCCAGCUCUGAUGAUGAAGCUGCCGCUAAGAAAACACCAGCCAAACCAGCAGUAGCUGCAGCCAAACCAGCUGCCAAACCAGCUGUUGCGGCUGCCAAGGCAAAGAAAGAGUCAUCAUCUGACAGUGACUCCAGCUCUGAUGAUGAAGCUGCCGCUAAGAAAACACCAGCUAAACCAGCAGUAGCUGCAGCCAAACCAGCUAUUGCGGCUGCCAAGGCAAAGAAAGAGUCAUCAUCUGACAGUGACUCCAGCUCUGAUGAUGAAGCUGCCGCUAAGAAAACACCAGCUAAACCAGCAGUAGCUGCAGCUAAACCAGCUGUGAAACCAGCUGUUGCGGCUGCCAAGGCAAAGAAAGAGUCAUCAUCUGACAGUGACUCCAGCUCUGAUGAUGAAGCUGCCGCUAAGAAAACACCAGCUAAACCAGCAGUAGCUGCAGCUAAACCAGCUGUUGCAGCUGCCAAGGCAAAGAAAGAGUCAUCAUCUGACAGUGACUCCAGCUCUGAUGAUGAAGCUGCCGCUAAGAAAACACCAGCCAAACCAGCAGUAGCUGCAGCCAAACCAGCUGUUGCGGCUGCCAAGACAAAGAAAGAGUCAUCAUCUGACAGUGACUCCAGCUCUGAUGAUGAAGCUGCCGCUAAGAAAACACCAGCUAAACCAGCAGUAGCUGCAGCUAAACCAUCUGUUGCGGCUGCCAAGGCAAAGAAAGAGUCAUCAUCUGACAGUGACUCCAGCUCUGAUGAUGAAGCUGCCGCUAAGAAAACACCAGCUAAACCAGCAGUAGCUGCAGCUAAACCAGCUGUUGCGGCUGCCAAGGCAAAGAAAGAGUCAUCAUCUGACAGUGACUCCAGCUCUGAUGAUGAAGCUGCCGCUAAGAAAACACCAGCUAAACCAGCAGUAGCUGCAGCCAAACCAGCUGUUGCGGCUGCCAAGGCAAAGAAAGAGUCAUCAUCUGACAGUGACUCCAGCUCUGAUGAUGAAGCUGCCGCUAAGAAAACACCAGCCAAACCAGCAGUAGCUGCAGCCAAACCAGCUGCCAAACCAGCUGUUGCGGCUGCCAAGGCAAAGAAAGAGUCAUCAUCUGACAGUGACUCCAGCUCUGAUGAUGAAGCUGCCGCUAAGAAAACACCAGCUAAACCAGCAGUAGCUGCAGCCAAACCAGCUGUUGCGGCUGCCAAGGCAAAGAAAGAGUCAUCAUCUGACAGUGACUCCAGCUCUGAUGAUGAAGCUGCCGCUAAGAAAACACCAGCUAAACCAGCAGUAGCUGCAGCUAAACCAGCUGCGAAACCAGCUGUUGCGGCUACCAAGGCAAAGAAAGAGUCAUCAUCUGACAGUGACUCCAGCUCUGAUGAUGAAGCUGCCGCUAAGAAAACACCAGCUAAACCAGCAGUAGCUGCAGCUAAACCAGCUGCGAAACCAGCUGUUGCGGCUACCAAGGCAAAGAAAGAGUCAUCAUCUGACAGUGACUCCAGCUCUGAUGAUGAAGCUGCCGCUAAGAAAACACCAGCCAAACCAGCAGUAGCUGCAGCCAAACCAGCAGUAGCUGCAGCCAAACCAGCAGUAGCUGCAGCCAAACCAGCUGUUGCGGCUGCCAAGGCAAAGAAAGAGUCAUCAUCUGACAGUGACUCCAGCUCUGAUGAUGAAGCUGCCGCUAAGAAAACACCAGCUAAACCAGCAGUAGCUGCAGCUAAACCAGCUGUUGCGGCUGCCAAGGCAAAGAAAGAGUCAUCAUCUGACAGUGACUCCAGCUCUGAUGAUGAAGCUGCCGCUAAGAAAACACCAGCUAAACCAGCAGUAGCUGCAGCUAAACCAGCUGUUGCGGCUGCCAAGGCAAAGAAAGAGUCAUCAUCUGACAGUGACUCCAGCUCUGAUGAUGAAGCUGCCGCCAAGAAAACACCAGCCAAACCAGCAGUAGCUGCAGCCAAACCAGCUGUUGCGGCUGCCAAGGCAAAGAAAGAGUCAUCAACUGACAGUGACUCCAGCUCUGAUGAUGAAGCUGCCACUAAGAAAACACCAGCUAAACCACCAGUACCUGCAGCUAAACCAGCUGCCAAACCAGCUGUUGCGGCUGCCAAGGCAAAGAAAGAGUCAUCAUCUGACAGCGACUCCAGCUCUGAUGAUGAAGCUGCCGCUAAGAAAACACCAGCCAAACCAAUUAUUGCAGCACUACCUAAACCAAUAGCAGCUGAGACAAAGCGUUCUAAGAAAGAGGAAACGUCUGAUAGUGAUUCAGAUUCAUCUAGCUCUGAUGAUGAAAAACGAACUGUUACUGUUACACCUAAAGUUAAUGCAGGAUCUGUGUUAGCAUCGAACAAUAAAGCAGAGAGUGAUUCUGAUUCUAGUUCGGAUGAAAAAUCUGUGGUACAAAAGUCUAAAAAUACCACACAGACACCAAAAUUAAAUGGUAAAAGCUGCAUCGAAAAUGGGGAAUCUAGCUCCAGCUCUGACAGUGAAAAAGAAAUUCAAAGGCCUAAUAAUUCUGUAUCAACUCCAAGUUUGUUAAAAAGUUCUAAACCCACUCAUUCGUCUACACCAGGAGAAACAAAACAAUCAUCCAAAAGUAAAGACACAUCAAUAUCAGAUGUUACAACACCUAAGCAGAAUGGGAUGACACCUUCUGGUGAUGCUCCCUCUUCACAAGGAAAGCGUACACCAAGUGAGCCAUUCAGACGAGUAAAAUCUGAAGAAGUUUAUGUUGAUCCACGAUUCUUAGAUAAUUCGUUUGAAGCUAAGAGAGGAGCUCAUGGCUCCUGGGGUGAGAAGGCUCAUAAAGAUCUUAUAGUGACACGAGGAAAAGGAUUUAAACACGAAAAGACAAAGAAGAAGAGAGGCAGCUACAGAGGAGGCACUAUAGACACUGGUGUACAUUCCAUUAAGUUUGAUGACAGUGAAUGAUCAAUCUUAUUUUAGCUCCUUGUAUAAAAAAUAUUUAUAGACAGUUGAAUUACCAAUAUUAACACUGCUGGCAUGAGUUUCUAUGAAAAGCUGUAAGGGUUCUUGAUAGAAAUGUUUCUUUAAUUUGAUAAUUGAUAAGCCAAUUGGAAUCCUUUCUGGUAAAAUCAAUUUAGUUUAGACAAAUGGAUAACUUAUUUUAUCAACAUUUAAUACAUCCGACACUGUCAGUGUGAAUUACUAAUUACUUUCUUUCAAAUAAUUAGAUAUCUUUUUUUACAAGAACCUGCAAAAUGCAUAAAAAGGUGAAGUUCUGCUUUUUAUGUGGUGCAAAGUAUUAAGCUUAAAAUGUGAACACAUGUUCAACCACAAAUAUUAUGUUAUGUAAUUUUUAAUGUAAGGACAAAGUUAGUUUUAUUUUUCUCCAUAAAAUUGUAUUAAUUGUUUUUGUUGGCCCACAAGUGUUCUUUUGCUCAUUUAUAGACAUAUACACUGUACAUGUUCAUAGCUGAUGUAGAAUUAUGGUGGAUUAUCAAUACUUUAAGGACUAAAUUAACCACAAGCUUGCCUCUUAAGUGUUGCUUGUUGUAAUGAAGUUUUGAUGUAUCUGAGAAAAUGACAACAACGGUGGCAUUAUUAUUAGCUUCAGCUCAUUUAGAUCAUCUUCUUAGUUGAGACAUUGUUUUAACUGUCACCAUAUACAUAUUUUUUACAUUGAUAUGUUAGAAAUGUAAAAAUAAAAGACUUAAGCUAAA
This is a messenger RNA of Physella acuta, 4337 nucleotides long. RefSeq names its product nucleolar protein dao-5. NCBI's taxonomy places the organism in Eukaryota, Metazoa, Mollusca, Gastropoda, Physidae. The record is from RefSeq and is a predicted model, not a curated record. Gene Ontology annotation, cellular component: nucleolus; nucleoplasm.